Molecule: messenger RNA, 1720 nt
Organism: Manihot esculenta (cassava)
Lineage: Eukaryota; Viridiplantae; Streptophyta; Magnoliopsida; Malpighiales; Euphorbiaceae
Exons: 8
Coding region: 424-1458 (344 amino acids)
Source: RefSeq, a predicted model, not a curated record
GAAAAGCCAAAUAAAAAAGAGAAACAGUGAUAUUUCCGUCACAACACGCGGCGAAGCGAACGCCCAAGGCCCCGACACGGCGCUCACUGUAUUUUGUAGACUUUCUCUCUACCUCUGAUUCUGUCUGCUUCUGCAGUUGGUUUCAUUUUCCCCCAAAGCAAAACAAAUAUGAAUUGCCUUUGUCGCUUUCUGUUUCUGGACUCUUUUGCUCAUGAUGAUCUCACCUUGGAUUCAAGCGUUACUGCUUUUUCGCUCAAAUCUCUCCUCUCUGCUUUAAGCAGAUAGAAGCUUUCAUUUGAGUGAGUACUACUGUUGCACAGUCUGAUAAGGACUGAAACGGAAGCAUUCGGUGAAGGGAAAAGAGUGAUUUUAGUGCGAGUUACAAAACUUCCUGUUUGGUGAAGAAGAAAAAGGAGAACGGCGAUGUCUUCGUGGUCUCCGUUACUGUCUUCCAGAAACCCGCAGUCAAAUCUGGAACGCCUUCUUCAAUGCGUGACUCCGGUUGUUCCUCCCAGAAUCCUUCCUCGGAGCUGUGUCCAUGAUCUAAACAGUGAAUGGCAGCCACCUGGUAGGAAGGAUAUAGUUGAAUAUUUUACUUUGAGAGAUCUGUGGGAUUGCUACGGUGAAUGGAGUGCAUAUGGAGCUGGCACCCAAGUAUUGCUGAAUAAAGGCGAGAGUGUCAUGCAAUAUUAUGUCCCAUAUCUAUCUGCCAUUCAGAUCUACAGUAAUAAGUCAUCUCUGACUUCCAGAAACCUGAAUCCAAGAGAAUUAACUGAUGCAGUGGAUUUUGAAAGCGAUUGUUGGAGUGAUGACAGUACAAGUGAUGAACUGUCUAGAUCACUGAGCAAUAACUCCAACCGGACUUGGGAUACGAUUUCUGAGGAUUUAAGCAUUGACCAUGAGGGUUCUUUGCUGACAAAAGAUAGGUUUGGUUAUCUUUACCUACAUUACUGUGAGAUAUCUUCUCCAUGCUGGAGGGUUCCACUCAUGGAAAAGAUAACUGAAUUAGCUAAAAAUCAUCCGGGACUGAUGACACUCAAGAAUGUGGAUCUUUCUCCAGCAAGUUUUAUGGCUGUUGCUUGGUACCCUAUUUAUCAUAUUCCUUCUCAAAGAAAUGAUAAGGACCUAUCAACAUGUUUCCUCACUUAUCAUACAUUGUCAUCAUCUUUCCAAGAUUGUGAGAAUGAAUAUGAGCAUGGUGUCAUGGUAGAUCCUUUGGCUGCAACAAGCGUUAAAUCCAAGGGAAAAAACAGUACUGGAAUUUCGCUUCCUCCGUUCGGGAUGGCUACUUACAAGAUGCAAGGUGGUGUUUGGGUAAAUCCAGUAACGUCCGACUUUGAAAGAAUGAUCUAUCUUCGUAACGCUGCAGAUUCCUGGUUGAAGCAGCUCGACUUCCACCAUCCCGAUUACAACUUUUUUGUCUAUCACACUCCCAUUUCCGAGGAAAUUACCCAGUGAUGAUGCGUUUUGCUGAGUCAAAUGUAAAUUGUGUAGCCCUGAAAUGACGAAUUGGAAACCCGUUAUAGCAAGUGGCUUGUUCCAGAAAGCUUUGACAUGGUAGGCUCUUUUUUUUUUUUUUUUUUUUUGAAUAUAUAUGUAAUGGACUGUGGGGAAGAAUAAGAGGGGAAAGAAAAAGAGUGCAUUUACUUAUUGUCUGUAAGACUCUGUUAACCUGUAAACGGAAUGUUUCAGUUUAGUGGAACAUGCUCUUUUUUUUUUU